Messenger RNA from Solea solea (common sole), 6922 nucleotides. RefSeq names its product neural cell adhesion molecule 1a (gene ncam1a). The transcript is spliced from 22 exons. The record is from RefSeq and is a predicted model, not a curated record. Bases 224 to 3256 code for a protein of 1010 amino acids. Gene Ontology annotation, cellular component: neuronal cell body; axon; plasma membrane. Gene Ontology annotation, molecular function: axon guidance receptor activity; protein binding. Gene Ontology annotation, biological process: synapse organization; homophilic cell-cell adhesion. Lineage: Eukaryota; Metazoa; Chordata; Actinopteri; Pleuronectiformes; Soleidae.
GAGAGAGAGAGAGAGAGAGAGAGAGUGCUACGGCUGCUGGUUGUCACUCAUUGUGCCGCGAACACGGGUAGCGACAAGGACCAAAAUUGAGUCCGGUAGCAGUUGUUAUCGCUGGAAAAGGCUGAUAUCUAUAUUUUUCACCUCCUCUUCCCCAGGAGCGACAACCGCCUCUUGUUUUAAAGUGCGUCUCUUCUGCAAAGGAGAAUAUCUGUGACACAUUACAAUGCUGCAAAUAAGGGACCUCCUCUGGGGAUUGCUACUCAUUGGCUGUGCAGCCUCCAUCCAGGUGGAAAUCACUCCGACACAGGGAGAAAUCAGUGUGGGAGAGUCCAAAUUUUUCCUCUGCGAAGUGGUGGGCGACGCCAAAGACAUCGACUGGUACGCCCCCAGCGGUGAGAAGAUCCUCCCCAACAGGCAGGACAUUUUUGUGAGCCGCAGCGACGAGAGCAUGUCGACCCUCACCAUAUACCACGCCACCGUGGACAACGCCGGCAUCUACAAGUGCGUGGCGAGGAACGGGGACAAGGAGGCGGAGGCCACUGUCCAAGUCAAGAUCUUUCAGAAAAUCACCUUCCAGAGCGCGCCGAGCCCACAGGAGUUCAACGAAGGCGACGACGCCGACAUAGUCUGCGACGCCGUCAGCUCGCCGCCGCCAAACAUCAUCUGGAAACAUAAAGGCACCAAGAUCCAGUCUGCCAAAGAUGUGCGCUACAGGAUCAUGGAUAACGGCCACCUGCAGAUCCGCGGCAUCAAGAAGACAGAUGAGGGCACGUACACCUGCGAGGCGCGCGUCAUGGCCAGGGGAGAAAUUGACUUCAGGAUGAUCAAGGUCGUUGUUAAUGUGCUCCCCACCAUCCGUGCCAGGCAGUCCGAGGUCAACGCCACGGCCGACAUCGGCAGCUUUGCUGUGUUGGCAUGCGACGCCGACGGCUUCCCCGAACCCACCGUCACCUGGGCACAUAACAACGUUGUCCUUGAGCGGGGUGAUAAGUACACCAUGAAAGACGACGGUUCUGAAUUGGUAAUCGCGGAUGUCACGAAACUGGAUGAAGGAGAAUACACUUGCAUCGCCAAGAACAAGGCGGGCGAGAAAUCCGUGGAAGUCAGCCUCAACGUUUUUGUGCCGCCCAAGAUUACCUACUUGAAUAACGAGACUGCCUUAGAGUUCGACGAGCAACUCACGCUGACCUGCGAGGCCUCGGGCGACCCCAUCCCCACCAUCUCCUGGAGCUUUGAAGACAAGGUGUUCACUGAAGGACAGCAGGCUUCUUGGACGCGACCAGACAAAUAUGAGAGCCUCGAUAGAAAUAUCGUGGUGCGCAGCCACGCGCGGGUUUCCUCCCUCACCUUGAAAAAUGUGCAGUUCACGUACGCCGGCCAGUAUCUCUGCACCGCCAGCAACUCCAUCGGUCAGGACGACAAGCACAUGUACCUGGAGGUCCGCUAUGCUCCAAAGAUCCUGGGAGCGGUUGCAACGUACACGUGGGAGGGAAACGCGGCCAACAUCAGCUGCGAGGUGGAGGCUCACCCGGGCGCGUCGGUGGUUUGGUUCCGAGACGGCCUGCAGCUGCCCAGCGCCAACAUGACCAACGUCAAGAUCUACAACGUGCAAGCCAUCAGCUACCUGGAGGUCACCCCUGAGUCUCAGUAUGAGUUUGGGAGCUACAACUGCACGGCGACAAAUUUGAUGGGCAGCGAGUCCAAGGAAUUCCUUCUCAUCCAAGCAGAGGUGCCGUCAUCGCCAGAAAUCAUACAGGUGGAAGCCUUCUCGAGCACGGCGGUGGUAGAGUUCAAGGAGCCCGAUUCCCUCGGUGGAGUGCCCAUUAUCAAGUACAUAGUGGAAUGGCGUUUGACCGGCCAGGACUGGACUGGCAAGGAGUAUAAAGCCGAGGACGACAUGACCGAGGUCACCAUCACCGGCCUGAAACCGGAGACCACCUACGAGGUCAAGAUCUCGGCCGUCAACGGCAAAGGUGAAGGCGAGAGCAGCCCGGCCGACACUUUCAAGACCAAGCCCGUCCGGUAUUCUUUCACAACUUCAUCCCAGAUUCCACCCACUAUUGCUGCCACCACUAUGGCCCAUAGGGAACCCACUGCCCCAAAACUAGAGGCCAAGGUCCAUAACAGGGGCAAUUCUCUUAUGGUCAACUGGAUCAAACAGGACGACGGCGGCUCACCCAUUAAACAUUACCUGGUCAAAUACAAGGCUAAGCACGUAUCCGACUGGAAGCCCGAGAUCCGCCUGCCUCACGGCAGUGAGUAUGUGGUGCUUUUCGGCCUGGACUGGGACACAGAGUACGAGGUGCACGUGGUGGCAGAAAAUCAGCAGGGCAGGUCUGACCCGGGAAUCCUCUCCUUCAGAACAGCCACAGAGCCCACUACCAUCCCAGACGCCAUGGGCAGCGUCUCGGGCCUGAGCACCGGCGCCAUCGUGGGCAUCCUCAUCGCCGUCUUCUUCCUGCUGCUGGUCGGCAUCGACGUCACGUGCUACUUCCUCAACAAGUGUGGACUCCUCAUGUGCAUCGCCGUGAACGUCUGCGGGAAGGCCGGACCCGGAGCCAAGAGCAAGGACAUCGAGGAGGGCAAGGCGGCGUUCACGAAAGACGAGUCCAAAGAGCCGAUUGUUGAGGUGAGAACUGAGGAAGAGAACGUGGCGAACCAAGAGGGAGGGUCUCCAACCGAGCCCAACGAGACCACGCCUUUGACGGAACCCGAGCCUGCUGCGGCUGCAGACGCCGCCUCCGUGGCGGUAAACUUGCCUCCCUGCACUGCUACUAACUCAGUCCCUGAGAGCUUUAGCACGGCACACAGCAGCCCUGUUAGUGAGAGCACCACGCUAACCACCAGCGUCUCCAGCCCAACCACAGCAGCCCCUCCCACGUCCUCCCCGCAAAAACCUAACUCCCAACCUGACGUCGGGCCCCUGGUCGACCUGAGCGACGCCCCUAAAGUUCCCAACCCAGUGCCCCCUGUCUCAGAGCCAGUCAGCUCACCCUCCGCCAAAGCCGAUGGCACUCAGAGCCAGAGUGACGCAGUCAAAGCCCCUGACAGCAGCCAGAAUAAGGACUUACAAGUAGACGGCCCGAGCAAGGAUCCCCCCAAUGCGCCGAGCACAACCACUACAGCUCAAAAUGACGGGAAGAUGGUGAAGGACGAUAGCACUAAAGGCGAGACGGAGGUGAAGAACGCCACAGACGAGGUGAAGACGGUCCCCAACGAGGCUCCCCAGACGAACGGCAACGAGAGUAAAGCGUAACCAUCUCGCGCGGCGGGAAAGAAAAAAAAAAGGGCGGUCGGGGUUGGAAGGGUGGUCAGGGUGUGGGGUUUUUAAGGUUAAUUGAGGGCGGGGUCACAGUCACUGAAACCUCAAAGCAUUGUCACAUGCCACCCCGUCAAAAAAAAAAAAAGCAACAGAAAAAGUACAAAAAAAAAGAGAAGAAAUUAUGGGUCUCUCUCUGUCUCCAGUGUCUUCUGACCAGAAAAAUGUAAAAAAACGUCAUGCACAUGCCUUAGUUUCUUUCUCGUCAACUGCUAUUUGUUUCUUUCUCACGGAAAAUCCACCCUUGACCUUCACCCACUUUCUUCUACACGAUAAUAAUAAAUGGAGAAACACACACAUAGAAACAACUCUUUUCCUCUAGGUAUCCAAGGUUGAACUUGUAGCUUUACUCCACAAUUCACUGCCUUCGUCGCACCGGCACGUUACCGACAACACCAUCCUUUAUGCAGCGUGGUUGUCGUGUGGGUCAUUUUGUCCAUGUUGUGUUGUGUUUGUGCAGAUGUCCCGGCCUGUUAUUAUUUUGUUGUGGCAGGGCUCCAGAGUAGAACGUUAGCUUGCCUGUUUUGUUUUUUUUGUUUUUGCAAAGUUACUGUAUUUCUGUACACAUUCCUCUUUAGGUGAUUUUUGUUUUUGUGUUUUAUUUUGUUAAAUGUUCCGGUUCAGAAAUCGUGUCGACGAAAACCGAGAGAGACGGAGGAAGACAAUGGAGGGAGGUUUAUCGCGCUUGUCUCACUUAAUGGGUUUGGACCCUGGCUCCUUAAAAAUGAGAGUUUUGCUGCGUAACAGGAAAUGCUUUUCAGUCCACAAAGUUCCUUCUUUUACGCUGUGUCUCGCGUGUACCGAGGCUUAAUUUAAAGGUCAAGAUGAAGGUUAAACACAGAAAGAGCAAACACUACUGCUGAUAAAGUCGAUAAAUCUCAUAAAUCAGAGACAGGUUUGGGUGUGAAGGAUGUAAAGGUGUUCCUUCCCAAAUUGUCACAUUCCAAACAAAAGUGAUGCCUUACUUUGCCUCGAUUUGAUAGAAACCUUUAGCUCGUGCUAUCGCGUCUUACUACACUCAUAAACUCUCAUGUGACCAAAUAUUGCAGGUGUUUUUAUCAGCGUUUGUAUUCUAUGACGUGGACCAAUGAGAAAAUAAACAAACACGACAUCCAGGCGUCAAGUUCAACUGUUUCUUCUUCUUUUAGUCGUCGUUAAUGUCGCUCCAGUGAAUUAAAUUAUGAAUCUAGAGGAAAUAGUAAAUAUUGUAGUUGUUUUGUCAGCAGAACUGAGCCCGAAUUCUCAAACAUCCUGAGGUGUUGACUUAGCGGCGACUACACUGUUAAAAAAAGAAAAUGGUUGUCAGUUAAAGUAACAAUUUAACUUUCUCAACCAUUCUCUGUUCUUUUCUCUUUUUUUUCAUUGAACCUGCUCUGUGUGAUGUUAGAUUGCAGACGCUCUCAGGUCUGGGUGGAUUAGGAUUAUUCCACGCACCUUCACUGUCAUCAUCCCUUGUAAACCAAACACUUUAAAAGAGGCGGAGCCUGUAGAGGGAACACAGUCUUAUUUAGAUUCAAAUACAAACACGUACCUUUGUCUCUUUCUCCCUCUCUCUCCCACACACACACACACACACACACACAUACAUGAUUUCAAUUCAAAUGUUUGGACUAAAGAAUAGUCUAUAGAAGUAUUUCCUUCACGUUUUCAGCCAAACUCGUUUCAUCCUCGGCGUCCGUCUCUUUCUUGAAUGCCACGUUUGAUUGGUUGCCAUGGAGUUUCCCGUCUCGUAGUCUCCAUCUGCGCUAACCCCUGUAAUCUUCACCGCUUAUUCAUGAACGCUGUGCGUCAGCGUCAGCUUUCUUAGAUUUCUUUACCUCUGAAUAACCAAACAUCUAAUUCCACCUGCGGUCAUCGUUGUCUCACUGUAUGUGUGUGUGUGUGUGUGUGUGUGUGUGUGUGCUUUCACCAUCUUGCCAUUAAGCUUUGAAUUAGUUUGUGCCUCCAGUGAUGCUUCAUGUACUGAACUUAAAAUCCCUUUUGGAACUAAAUUCUUUCUCUUGAACCGGAUUUAUUUUCUACAACUGCAAGGAUUCAAAAUUUGAAAUUCAUUUAAAUUCUGUGUUUCUAUAAUAUUGUACAAAACCACCAGGAGAAACCAUGGAUUUUAUUUUCAAUCGACGUUUUGAUGAGUUUUAUUUCGGCAGGUUAGCCCUUUGGACUGAUGUUAUGAUCGUUAUCUUUGCCUCCAAUUGAAAAAGGAGCUGCCGUUACGCUGAACAGAAGCACUGAGCAGCCAAAGCUAACCGUCUGUGGAUUCGAUUAUGAACGCAAAUCCUAUUUUUGUCGUUUAAUGAUGAAAAAACUGCACCACGAGAGCAGGCAGGGACCCAGUUUGAGGAGAGUGAGUUCAUUUAUCUCUGUGAUUCAUAAACUACGAUAAAAACCUGGCCUUGCUCGGGUCAUUGUGGAUCUCAUCUGUCCUUCCAUUCAGCAGCAGCAGCAGCAGCAGCACAUAAUCUCUGUGCAGCUUAGAAACCAACAAACUUUGUUAUUAAUGUGGGAUAGUUUUUUUAAAAAAGAUAAAUGUAUACUGGUAAAUCCACAAAACUGUGUUGAAAUACUAAAAAAACAAAACGACCAACGUCUAAUUUAAGAGAGACUUAACUCUCUUUUCAAGCAAAAUUAAGUCAAAUUUGGCGUCUUUUCCUUCAGAAUGCCGCGUUUUUUAAAUGUACGUCCAUGUGAAAGUGAAGGGAUUUUUAAACGUGUUUCCAAAAACCACAGCACCUUCUUUUUUCUCUCUCUCUGUACAGUGUUUCUCUCCGUCUUUAGGCCGCAAGCCCGUUAACGCGCCGCGCAUGCGUGACUCCAUCGUCGUAGAGCUGAUAGCAGAUAGUUUGAACGUGUGUGAAAAAGACGUAGCCGAUAGCGUAGAUGCGACAAAAAAGAACAUGCAGAAGAAGUCCGACAGCAGCAAACUGGGAAGACACAGUGCCUUUGAAUAAGAAAUAGUGGCGUGCACUCCGUUCCAUUCCCCACAGAUAGUCUGUUUCACACUUUCCACCUGUCUGUCCGCGUGCUCGUUCUUUCACUUCAUUUCACAGUUUGUAGAAUCGUCUCGUGUGUUCUGAGUGACUGCAUUUAACUUUGUCUGGUUCAAAAGUUUGCCGCUCAUUUCUGUCUUUGCGUCGUCGGAGGCCCAAACUGUAAUAAACUGGACGUAAAUGAAGGAAUUUAGACUUUUGUCAUGCAUCGCCGUCACGUCCAUGAAGAAGACAUCGUGACACUUUGCUCAGGUCACAAAUUCCCUGAGAAACCCUUGGAUUUGUCAGAUGCAAGCGUGCAAAAAUGUGUUUGAAUUUAAUAUUAUUUUCAUUUGAUAUGAAAAAAAAAACCCCAUCGAAGGCUUCAUGUGUUGUAAUUGAUCUUUUUUCUCACGUGUUGUGAAACUUGUCCCGAACUUUUAAUGUUUGCUUCAUCAUAAAAAAAAACAAUUAAAAAAAAAACAUUUUUUAUUUUGUUUGGGGGGGUUUGUUUGUUUGUUUGUUUGUUUUUGUUGCUUCACAAAGCUCUGAGAUGUAAUAAAAACAGUGAGGGGUGUUCGUGAGCAAAAGAAUUGACUGUUUCUGUUUAAAUAUAGUGUGAAAAUGUACAAACCUC